AUGGUUUCCGUUCAUAGAGCAUCCUUUCUUAAGGGUAUAUUGAUUGGGAGCAUUUCCUGGGCUUUGGCAACUAUGUUUAGCCAAAUCCACAGUCGACACGGAGGUCAAACUCGAGACCACAAACACCAUCACCUUAGGCCACCAAAGGGAAAAGAGUUCUUCAAUAUUUCACAAGUGACACACACAGAACUCAGCAAAAGUAUGAAUGUUUUUUAUGUCAUCCUCGGAGAACCCGAAGAUGAGAGUUAUUGGGCUAUGCUAAGAGAGACUCGGCCCAAAUACAGUGACCAGGCAGAGCUCUAUGGAGCUAAAAGUGAUCAUUCUUCCAAUGUAGACAGAAAUGACAAGUGGAAACAUAUGAGGGAAACUUACAAAGAUGUCUUUGAAAGAUCUGGCAACAACUUCAAGUGGUAUCUGACACUUCCUACCAUGUUUGCCGUCAUUGAAAAUUUAAAGUCUCUGCUGACAAAGACCGCAUCACAACCUUUCUAUCUGGGCCACACCGUUACAUCUGGAGACUCUGCAAGUGCAGAGUCACUGAGGAGAUCUCACAGGCUUCUCAAUAAGUAUGAAUUGUGUGCAAGUCAAAGUGUGAUUUGGAAUUUAUCAUUUGAUAAGCAGCUAGCAAUCUUCCUGAAAUAUGCCGGCAUUUUUGCAGAAAAUGCAGAGGAUUAUGAAGGAAAAAAUGUAUUUAACAAACCAAUUUUAGAUCUUAUUCAAAAGGCAAUGCUUAGUAACCCUCAGCAAAUUGUUAAAGGCUGCUGUUCUGAUGUAGCUGUUACUUUUAAUGGACUGACACUCCAAAAAAUGGAACUAAUGAUGUAUGGCGUCUACCAGCUGAGGGCAUUUGGACAUCAUUUCAAUGACACACUGGUUUUCUUGCCUCCAAAUGGUUUGGAAAAUGAUUGA
This is a messenger RNA of Fukomys damarensis (Damara mole-rat), 909 nucleotides long. RefSeq names its product C1GALT1 specific chaperone 1 like (gene C1galt1c1l). NCBI's taxonomy places the organism in Eukaryota, Metazoa, Chordata, Mammalia, Rodentia, Bathyergidae. Gene Ontology annotation, molecular function: N-acetylgalactosaminide beta-1,3-galactosyltransferase activity. The record is from RefSeq and is a predicted model, not a curated record.